GUGAUUUCACAAAUAAGAUGCAUGUCGGUGUCCGAGAAUACAACUCAGUUGUAUUUCUCCCAAUCGUCACCGUAGCUAAAACGAACAUAUUAUUACCAAAAUAUAGCGUGUCUGAGACUUGGCAAGGCCAUUUAAUUGCUUUCGAACACAUUCCAUCACCAUUAAAUAUAUCUUAAACUUCCCUAGCAGACGGAAAAUGCGCUGUCCCCGACUCCGCUUUUCUUUACUUUUUCGUUAUUAUCGCUCGUACAUUAUUGAACCUGGUCAAAACACCAAUAUUUUUCGUUCAUUAACUCUAUGAUGCAUCGCAUUACUACUAUAUCGAGGUCCCAAAUCACCAAAUACACGAAAAACGAACACUUUAAAAAGUGUCACCAGGUUUGUCAGAAUUCGGAUAACCGUUUCAGUUAUCUCAUAUUUCUCAUAAGAUACAGCGUGCAGCAUGCCGUGAGCCCUCACCGACGUCCAGAAAAGUAGUGGGAAUCUGGCGGCCAGGUGGUUACAAGGUAAUUAUAAUUUUCUUCGUUGUAAAGUCAGUUAAACUAACCCUACUUGCGUGCGUGAUAAAACUACAACCGAUGUGCUUAUCUUGAAAUACUUUCAUGUCAGUAAGUAGUUGGUCGUGAAAUAUGUGUCGGAGAAGUACCGGUCGGGUUUCUUAGCUGUUUGGAGUGUAAAUCCGUUAUACAAAACAAUAUUUCUUUAGAUAUUUGAGUUAAUCAUCGCUUGGUCCCCACUCACUCUCCCCUUUUGUCACUUGUACUCACACUUUUAGUUCUUUUUUUCGCAAUUUUGACUAAUUUACAUUUUGUUUAGGUUAUGUGACGCCUAGCCGACCUGACCUACGACAACCCAGCUGCAGCCAUGCCUACUGACAAGUAAGAUAUGCUAUUUUGAUACAAAAUAACAUUAAAAGAUGCUGUCAUAGUGGUGUGUUUUCAGACAUAUUAUUCUACAUUAUUGUUGCAGGUCAAAUGUUCCAGUGAGACGCUCCACUAGACAAAGAAAAGUUAAAUCUGAGCCUGACUUUUUGUAUGGCAAAGAUGCUCAAAGGAAAAAAAGGAUUAAAACCACAUCUCAAAAUCAAUCCACUGCCACUUCCAGUAAUGUUAAUAAUCGUCAAGGUUUAAGAAGUACUAGUGCGAGGAGGCAAAACUCUGUAUCAAAGAAUAUAUCUAGUCAUAAUAGUAGUGAUACUCCAAAAAGGAAUUCUGAAAAGAAAACAACGGAAUCAAGACAAAAGAAGCAAGGCAGAAUUGUCAAGCACCGUCAUACCUCCAAACUAUAUAGAGACUUACAAAAAGCCAAACAGGAAUUGCACGAAGAAAAAAGGAGGGCUGAAAGAUUUAAAAGAAGAUUCCUUAGACUAAAACAGAAAAUGGAUGAUGAAAUAGACACAAAGAAGAAAGUCAAAGAAAUCAUAGGGAAAAGAAAUGUUCCGAAAGACAUCACUAAUUUUGUAGAAGUAAGUGUUGCAUUACAAGAGGAUUUGACCAAUUCAUUUCAAUCUUUGAAAAGUAGAAAGGAGAAAGGAAAGCUUAUAAAUUGUUUACAAUUUGAAAACUUACAAAGUGUAAAAGGACUGAGCAAGGGGACCCAGUUUUUACCCCGAGGUGCACGGCGCAAGGUACAAACCAAAGCCAAACCUAAUGCUGCUCAUCGUGUAAAUCAAGCAAAAGUCCAUGAGUACUGGUUGAGUGACUUAGCUAGCACUGAAUGCCCUGGAAAAAAGCAAACUAUGACUAUAAAAAAAAAGAAACAUCAACUGAGAUACAUGAAUGCAUCCAGGAAGAGACUUUUCAAGAUGUUUAAAAAUAAUAAUCAAGACUCAACUGUGAAAUAUGGUAUCUUUUGUAAAUACAAGCCUGCUUGGAUUGUCCGCCCCAAAGUAUCAGAGAGGGACACUUGUUUGUGCACUAGCUGUGAAAAUAUCAAAUUGAAGAUUGCUGCGCUGCAUAAGCAUGAGAUAAUAAAUGAGAAUGACGCUGACAAAGCAUUGGAUUCAAUUUGUUGUGAAUCUGGUAAGGUGGAGUGUUUGCUGCGACUUUGUUCUCAGUGUGUUGACAAGAAGUUAAAAGUAAAUGAGUUUGAGCAAAAUAAAUUCAUUGACUAUGAGGUAUGGAUGAGCAUUCAAGAGAAUCGAACCAAUGCUAAGACCAAAAAUGAUUUUACAGUUAAAAGAACUGUUUUGCAAACUGUCACUACUUCUCUACAAAAUCUUGUGAAUGCAGUAACUACAGAUAUUGAAGAGCAUGCCAAACAUAUUGGGAGGCACUACCAUCAAUAUCAAGCUGUAAAGAAGAAACUGGAUAACCUUUCGAAUGAGGUCCUUGUACUGAAAAUUGACUAUUCAGAGAAUUAUGCAUGCAAAUAUUCAAAAGAAGUGCAAGGGGUACAUUUUGGAGCUUCUCGCAACCAAGUCACGAUUCACACAGGAGUGAAAUAUACUAAAGAUUGCAAGCAGGCUUUUGCAACGGUAUCUCCUGAUCUAGCUCAUGAUGCCACCGCAACCAUGGUCCACCUCCAACCAAUUCUCAAAGCAGCUUUAAAAGAAAACCCAGCUGUGAAAGAAUUAGUAAUUUGCAGUGAUUCUCCUAGCACUCAGUACAGGAACAAGACAAUUUUUGGACUGAUCAUUCAACACUUUGGUGUUGAAUAUCCACAAUUGCAGCGGUUUUCAUGGAAUUAUUCUGAGUCUGGCCAUGGUAAAGGCCCUGCCGAUGGUGUUGGUGCAGUUUUAAAGCGCACUGCUGAUAGCCUUGUGAUGUCAAACAGUAAUAUUGAUACAUUUGAUAAACUUGUCACAGAACUUCUGAAUGAAGAAAAUAUUCAACAUGUUAAUAUAAUUCCCAUCUCUGCAAAUGCUAUCAAUAAUUUUAAAAAAUCAUACACAGGUCAAGAUAUUCAAUUUCAAGGAACAUUGAAAGUCCAUCAGGUCACUUGGGAUAGAUCCAAGGGAGAUCUUUUGUCCUUCAGAGAACUGUCUUGCUUUGAGUGUGAUUAUGGCUCAGACUGUCGUCACUAUCAUCUUGGCUCCAAGAAAUUUAUUGCAAAGGAAAUUCUGAGCAACAAUGGUGUUGCAGGUAAAAAGCAGGCCAAUCAAACAUCAUCAAGAGGCCGAAGUGCAACAAAAACAACUGUAAGCAAGAGCAGUGAAAAAGCACCAACUAAUUGUCUAAAAACUAUGAAAACUUUCAGAUCGGCUGACAGUCGUGUUUGUGAGGGUAUGGGUAUUGCAUACGACUCUCAUACCUAA
Frankliniella occidentalis (western flower thrips) is the source of this 3256-nucleotide messenger RNA. RefSeq lists its product as uncharacterized. The record is from RefSeq and is a predicted model, not a curated record. Bases 1379 to 3256 code for a protein of 625 amino acids. Lineage: Eukaryota; Metazoa; Arthropoda; Insecta; Thysanoptera; Thripidae. The transcript is spliced from 3 exons.